Molecule: messenger RNA, 2281 nt
Organism: Leucoraja erinaceus (little skate)
Lineage: Eukaryota; Metazoa; Chordata; Chondrichthyes; Rajiformes; Rajidae
Gene: tmem229a
Product: transmembrane protein 229A
Exons: 1
Coding region: 787-1851 (354 amino acids)
Source: RefSeq, a predicted model, not a curated record
GUUGUUGAGAAGGAAGAGAGGCGUUUUUAAUACACGUUUGAAGUGGGAGGGGAUAGAGGACGGUCGCAAUGUUGCAUUAAUGUUAAAACGAGAGCUGACGGCAGGAGCGAUUUUGCAUAAGAGGGGGGAAGGGGGAGAGUCGGUCUUAUUGGGAAGAUGGACACUCGAGUGAUUGCGGGCUGUUUGCAUUCAUGCAUGCGGCUUUAACCAUGGCUGCGUCCAGGCUGGGGAAAUAUUGGGUCGCUGUGUGGAGACGUUGUACGUCUGUGUUUGCCGGUUGUGCUGCGUCGGCCGAGCUCGCUACGGCUUGCUGGCUACUAACCGGGAUUGGAUUCACAGUCAAAGCUGCCAGUUCCUUGCCCGCAAGGACAGAGAAGGGGAUGAGCCGCACUUUAACCUUCCGCGGUUGCUUCUGCGGGCCGUUUAUUUAUUAAUUUUUUGCCUUUUAAAGUGCAAGGCAGGCUUCCGUUGUGGGGAGAGGAGAGGAGAGCAGAGAAGAGCAGAGGAGAGGAGAGGAGAGCAGAGGAGAGGAGAGGAGAGAAGCGGAAAGCGGAGAGGAGAGAGGAAGGGAGAGGAGAAUAGAGGAGGGGAGGUAGGGAAAGGGGAGGAGAGGUGGGGAGAGGAGAGGAGAAUAGGGGAGGAGAGAAGGGAGAGGAGUAGAGAGAGGAAGGGAGAAGAGGGGAGAGGAGAAUAGGGGAGGAGAGGUGGGGAAAGGGGAGGAGAGAAGGUAGAAGAGAGGAGAGGAGAGGAAGUAGGGAGCUGAAAGCCGAUUUGCGAAGCUGGAAGAUGAUGAGCAGCAAACGGCGUGACGCUCAGCGGCAGCUGUCGGCGGAGCGGCCGGGACAGGGCAUCAAGCGGCCCCGGGCGCCCGCGUCCACCGCCGCCUCCACCACCGCGGCCGCCCCUCGGCUCAAGGACCUGUCCGGUGCUGAAAGCAGCGGCCGCGCCAACCCCCCGCUGCCCACUUGGAUGCGGAUGUAUUUCUACGGGAUGCACGGAAUAACCCUGGACGUCCUGCUGUCGUCGGCCCGGCGCUUCGUGGAGACCGGUGACCCCAAGCUGCUGGGCUACUCGUCGCCUUUCCUCGGGCUGCUCCACUCGCUCUCCUACCUGGCCCUGGAGAAGGUCUACCUGCAGGAGAAGAACUUCCGAAGCUGCCCCGCCGUAUUCCACCUGGUGGUCUACCCUUCGGUGUACGUGGGGUUGAAGAGCCUGUUGACCUCGCUGGUGGAAGGGUCGCCGUCCUCCCUCACCACCGUCCUCUUCCACUACCUCCUCUCACUCUACGACUCCCAGCUCUUCCUCAAGGGCUUCCUCCGCCUGCAAUGCUGCUGCCGGGCGAGAUGCCCCGAGCGCCUGCCCUCGCCCCGGGGUCUGCCCGGCUCCCUCCGCUUCGUCUUCUACGGGAUGCACGGGUUACUGGACGAGAUCUUUUUCACUUCCGUGUUCAACCUGGUGGAGCGAUCCGACCGCACGCUGCUGGGCCACACGUCGCUCUGGUCUUUCCUCAUGUACGGCAGCUGCAGCUUCGUGGUGGAAAAACUCUACUUCCACCUCUACCACCGCCUGGGCUGGAGCACCUGGCAGAGGUUACCGGUCUACGUCCUCUUCAUAUACACCUGGGAAUUCACCUGGGGACUGGGACUCCGCCGAUUCAACGCCUGUUCCUGGGACUACUCCCACUAUCCGCUCAACUUCAUGGGUCUCAUCACCUUGAUGUAUCUGCCCGGUUGGGUCGCUCUCAGCUACUACCAAGACGUGUUGUCCAACGUCUUACAUCGCGUGCAGUGUGCCGCAGGCAGAGGGUCUAAGACUGCCGACAGUAACGGUAAAAGCAAAUCAUCAUCUUGACUCAAGCACCAGCCCUCUUCAUUUUUUUUUUAAAAGACUACAUCUGAAACUAAUGGGAAUUUUGAUAACGAUGGGAUAUCUUUUAAUAAACGAUGGAAGGGUCGCAGUUAGAUAUUAGCUCUGGAUUAGGUAGAUUUAACAAUUAACGACCAGCAAGACCGGUUUCCAAUGGCCUGCAUGCUCCCGUCUUUUCUUUUGGUACCGACGACCCUACUGCUUGAACCACACGGUUAAAGAUCGUUGUGGCUGUAAUUCUCGAACCUGCCACUUGCAGUGAAAUUAUCAAAUGAUCACCGGUGGGAUUGAACGCUGCUUACAGCGCCGUCGAGUGGGCACCACUUCUUUACAACAACAAAAUAAAAACAGCCACUGCAGGAAGAUUAUUUCUAACCCGCCCCCCUCUACCGACCAGCGUUGAAACACAAUGAGG